AUCCAGAAACCGUACAGCCCUGAAACAAACGUUUUCAUUCAAAUCACGGGACACAGAAACUCACAACCAACUGCAAAAUGACUAGAAUUAGACAGUCGAGUGGCUAGACCCCCAUUCAUUGGACACUACUAAACACAUGGAGCCGUACCGAAAGUACAAGAAUCGAGCGCAAAGAAAUAAGUUGGUUUAUACUCGCUCGUUAAAAAGAUAUUGGAUAUUGGAUUGAACAAUUUCAGAAUGUUGCGUUGCUAACUUUGACUCUUAGCUGACAGGCUUGUCAACUUUUUUGUGUUAUUGAUCAUUGUUAUUGACUGCUUUCAGUAGAUAAUAUAAAAAAGGAAAGGAGAAUCCAUGGGAAAAUCAGAGGAUUGUAUUUUUUGUUCUAUUGCUUAUGGAAAGACAAGUCAAGCAAUCCGUUUCGAAACCAACGAUAUAGUAAUAUUUGACGAUCAUUUGCCAAAAGCUCAGUAUCACUUUCAAUGUGUCCCUAAAAAGCACAUAAAAAACGCUAAAUCUUUAACAUAUGAAGAUAUACCACUCGUUGUGAACAUGAUAAACUGUGGAAGAAAUUAUCUCACUAAACAAUUACAAUUAGAUCCAGAAGAAUUUUUAUUUGGAUUUCAUUGGCCGCCAUUCAAUAGUGUCCAUCAUUUACAUAUGCAUAUCAUUGGACCUAAACAAUCUGUGCGGCUUAAUCCAAUGUUUGAUUCACGAUUUCGUAUUUUCAGACAAACUGAGAAAGUUUUGGAUGAUUUGAAAAAACAGAAGCAUAAACGAACAAAAUGAAAUAAGUUGUUAAAGUGGAGAACUUAAUCAGCUUGUUUUGCAUGUGCUUUCAUAUUUACUUUCUCAUUUUAUUAAUGGUCAGAAUAAUGUGGAUAGUUCUUAUUGUAUCUUUUAAUCUUUUUACUUGAUAAUCAGUCUUUCAUAUACAAAUCCAUAUUCUGUGAUUGUUCGAACUGAGAAUGUUUGCUGACACUAUCCUUAAACUUGUGAUAUUUUGUUGCGACAAACGAUGUGCUUUCAUGAUUUCAUCAGAUGUAAUUUUCAAUGAAUUAUAUUUUUUUGCUAUCUUUA
Molecule: messenger RNA, 1077 nt
Organism: Schistosoma turkestanicum
Lineage: Eukaryota; Metazoa; Platyhelminthes; Trematoda; Strigeidida; Schistosomatidae
Source: the annotation of a GenBank genome assembly